Molecule: messenger RNA, 2771 nt
Organism: Doryrhamphus excisus (bluestripe pipefish)
Lineage: Eukaryota; Metazoa; Chordata; Actinopteri; Syngnathiformes; Syngnathidae
Gene: ralaa
Product: RAS like proto-oncogene Aa
Biological process (GO): signal transduction
Cellular component (GO): membrane
Molecular function (GO): GTP binding; GTPase activity
Source: RefSeq, a predicted model, not a curated record
CCGAGAAAAGCCGAGUGGAUCCGAAUGGAGCUAAACUGAGCGGAUACCAGCCCAGCCUACUGUCUGUCACAUCUAAGUGCUAACACAGCCCGAGCUAGCUUGGGGGGAACUUAGCCAUGAGCUAACCAGCAGCUGAAAAAAGAUCUCUCCUGUCGUUUAUCCAAGCUCUCCGAGGCAGCACCGACGUGAAGCAUUUCUAAGGAACCGAGGAGGCGUGACUAUAUAAACAAGCCGUUAAAAGCUGUUUGUCACACCUAAUUCCUCCAGGUAUUACAAAUCAAACCAUUGCUGCUACAGUUGGAGUCUCAUUGACACGGCCUUCAAUUCCCAAUCCUGACUUUUCCUCGGAGCCAUGGCAGCUGCUAAACCCAAAGGGCAGAACUCCUUAGCCCUUCACAAAGUGAUUAUGGUGGGCAGCGGCGGUGUGGGCAAGUCGGCGCUCACGUUGCAGUUCAUGUAUGACGAGUUUGUGGAGGACUACGAACCCACCAAAGCCGACAGCUACAGGAAGAAGGUGGUGUUGGAUGGCGAGGAGGUACAGAUCGACAUCCUCGACACGGCCGGACAGGAGGACUACGCCGCUAUCCGGGACAACUACUUCCGUAGCGGGGAGGGUUUCCUCUGCGUUUUUUCCAUCACAGAGUUGGAAUCGUUUGCGGCGACAGUAGACUUCAGAGAGCAGAUCCUACGGGUGAAGGAGGAUGAGAAUGUCCCCUUUCUCCUGGUUGGUAACAAAUCCGAUCUGGACGACCGGCGGCAGGUAAGCGCAGACGAGGCAAAGACCCGCGCCGAGCAGUGGGGUGUGUGCUACGUGGAAACUUCGGCCAAAACCCGAGCCAACGUUGACAAGGUGUUCUUUGACCUGAUGAGGGAGAUCCGGGCGAGGAAGAUGGAGGACAGCAAAGAGAAAAACGGGAAGAAGAAAAGCAAAAGUUUGGCCAAGAGAAUCCGAGAGAGAUGUUGUAUUUUAUAGUGGUUAAAAAAACAACAAAAAAAAGCCAGACAGCUGCUUUUAUUGUACAUAUAUACAUUUCUCAGACUUUUCAUUUUGUUCCCGCAAUCUGACCCCCCCUUGCUUUUUAACAGGAUGUCAUGACCGCGUGUCACUCCAAAUGAUUCCACUGAGUGUUUGAAAUGAAGCCUAACGCUAACAAUAACGGUGACAAGUGUGUCUAAAAGUCACUACAAGAUUAUAUAUUAUGAAUAUACCGCAUAAAAAAAAAAGGCGAAGGUCAGGAUUUAACGCUUAAUUGGAUUACAUAUACAUAUAAACAGCCUUGAUCCCAUUUUCGGCUCGCGUCUAUUAACCCAAAUUUACUUUAACGCACAAAUUUUCCCUUUCCACCCCUAACGCACAAACAGAGCAUGACCCUAAAAUCGUCAAACAUUUCCAUUUUUAAUUUUUUUGUCAUUGCCUUUUUUUUAAUACUAUUAAUAAUUAUUAUUAUAAUAUGAAGUAAUCUCUGGUGCUUGCAUAUAAAGUGAGUGGAGAAACACUACACUGGUGUCUUGAAGUCAACAAAUGAAAGAAGUGUAAACAUGCCAAUUUUUACAAUUUUUUUUUUUGUUUUUUUGCUUUGUUUCCUAAUUGGUUUGCCGUGACAACACUACUGCGUGGAGGGAAGGCCAGAUAGAAAUUGGGGCGAUUCAGUCACCAAAGAAAACUGCUAGCUACUACAAAACAAGUGCCCAUUUUUCAAUUGAAGUGAAUCACAAAUCUUGCAAAAGGUCUUAGAUUUCAUGUACAGUGCACGCCGCUGCCUACCUGUCCGUGUUGAAUGUGAAACAAUCCCGUCUCGCCAUCCCGUUCGUUUGCCUGGAGGCUGCCAAUCAUAUGCUUUCUACCAAUCCGACCUUUUUUUUUUUUUUCAUCCUUGUUAUCCUCUGUCAGAAUACCACAGUAACAUCUGAAUGGUACCAGCCUAUUAUGAUUCUUUACUUCAAUUUUAGCGACCAAAACACAUUGUAACCCCGUCAUUCCGUUCUUUGCUAACAACUGAGCCACAGGCAAUCAUAUGUUACGGCCACUGAUAUAUAAUAAGGCACCCAGAAAUGGACUCUAUGCAACAAAACUAAUCCAUGUUUUCAUUUCAAUCCUCAGAUUCUCCUGGCGUUGACGGUGACCUAUAUGUGUAACUGUACAGUCAUUAAUGCAAAAAGAAUACUUGUGGUAUUUUACUAUUUAUUGACAAAAAAAGAAAAGCACACAGUAGUGAGGGUGGUGUUGAGACGUGACAUUUUGGAGGCGAGGCCAAAAUAAUUGGAAUGUUUUUCUUUGGUUUUUGGUUUAAUUUAAUUUAAAGGCUAACCUCCAGCACAAGAUGCCACAAUUCAGACACCCCCCCCCCCUUUUGGAAGAGUCGUAGUAGUCCUCCAUCUUUAUAAAGUGCUGUGUGCUCUCAUUGCUAAAGCUACUAAAAAAAAACACUGUUCGCCAUAGUGCUUGCUAACAUUUGCUUUACAAUUUAUUCUAUUAAUUCCAUAUUUGAGCAAAUUUCCCUUGUGGGAAAUAAAAAUAAUAAUAAAAAUGUUGCCUUUUUAUAUAAAUAGCCUAAAAAAACAGAACUAUCUAUACAGUUUAUGUUUGGUUGUUUGGAUGGUGGGCCAUCAUUUAUAAAUGCUACUUUCAUGUUUACUUUUUUUUUUUUUUUAAACAUAACCACUAAUGUAGCCUACCUGUCUGUGAGUGCAAGAGGUGGUGACGCUUACAUUUCAAUUUUGUGUGUGUGUAUGUGUGAAAUGGCAAAUAAAGUUGAUAUUACUAAUGGUAA